Molecule: messenger RNA, 4111 nt
Organism: Spodoptera frugiperda (fall armyworm)
Lineage: Eukaryota; Metazoa; Arthropoda; Insecta; Lepidoptera; Noctuidae
Product: UPF0047 protein YjbQ
Exons: 4
Coding region: 213-710 (165 amino acids)
Source: RefSeq, a predicted model, not a curated record
UCUCUUUCGUUUGAAGACUGUUUCACUUUCCCGCAGAAAAUAGGGUGUCGAAUCUGUCCUAUAACCUCCGUUAUAUUUAUUACUAUUUAAAGAUCGAAGAUGAAUCUUUUAUGAUAAUUGUGGAUUAAUUCAUGUAAAGGUUGUUCUAAGUGAUGUUGUGUAAGAUCGUUUGUGUUCUUGCGAUCACUCUGUAGCGUUUUAAAAAAUUAAACAUGGCCUCGAACCGAGGAAUUCAGAUUGGAUCCGCGUGGUUUCAACGGAAACUGAACUUGAGGCCGCAGCACCGGGGCGUGCACCUCGUCACUGAGGAGAUCCUCAAGCAGGUGCCGGAGCUCUCGCAGUUUGCAGUCGGUCUCUGCCAUAUCCAGAUAAUGCACACAUCGGCAAGUCUCGCGCUCAAUGAAAGCUGGGAUCCUGAUGUUAGAGACGAUAUGGAGAUGAUGCUCAAUAAAAUAGUGCCGGAAGGCUUGCCUUAUCGACACUCGUGUGAAGGCCCUGAUGACAUGCCUGCCCAUGUGAAGGCAUGCUUCCUCGGAUCCUCACUAACAAUUCCUAUCACUGAUGGCAAGCUGAACCUUGGCACCUGGCAAGGAGUUUGGCUCUGCGAACAUAGGAAUCACGCUGGCAGCCGAAAGGUGGUAGUGACGCUGUCAGGGUGCCCCCGUGACUCACCCCUGUCGCCUGUAUCGGCCGCGUCGUGUUCCAGUUAGGAGCGGGGGGGGGGCGCGACCCCCCAGACUCACUCUCACUCGCGCCCCUCCUCCAAAAACACGCGGAGGUAAACCCCGCGCCAACACCUUUUAUAUCCCGCACUUAGACAUAGUUAUAAAUCUUAUCUUCGAACGACAAUAUGUACAUAAGAUAAAUAUUUUGUAACGCUUCGCGAGUCACCUCGCGCGGGACGCCACAAGAGCCCCGGCCGAUGCAGGCGCGGUGGCGGGGCCGAGCUCCUGUUUGUAAUAUAGCGUCCUAGGAAUUGAAGGCGCCCUGGCGUCAGCUCACUGCCGCGUCCCGCUGCGAGGUGCCGCGCGACUUCUGAGACAUAGUAAUGUUAUUCAGCCGGUAGAGCUGAGCCCGUUGAACUUGUACAUAUACAUGUGCGAUGGUUUUAAAGUAUACAUAAAGUAAUUGUUGUUUUGUUAUUGCAACUUGUCGAUAUAAUGUACAUAGAUCACGCGUGGACGUUGUGACAUUCUGCUUCGUAGGUUCGGUUCGGUCGUGGAGGAGGUUCAUGUGGCACCGAGUUUCACCAUUAUAAUCAUAUUCUACUAUGUUAGGACAAAUUACGAGAUAAGGAGUAAUGAUUUGGAUGGAUUGAAUAUUUUUCACUACUGCACUCGUUUAAAUUUUUUCGAUGUACACUGGAAGACACAAUAUUUUUUAACAUGGCAGCACAUUAGACAUUUUUAUGAAUUCGGACACUCAUUUUAUUCACCAAUUUUGUAUGUAAUCGCACUGGUUAAUGGUCAGUUCGUGUAAGAUUUAAGAGCUGAAUGUAGGUUUACAUAGAUAAGUACUUUGUACGUGUACGAUAGCUCCCUUCUCUCUCCGUGUUAGGUUAGACCUUAUUAACGAUUAGUACGUGGAACAUGUCCAUAGCUUUAAUUGUGUCACGCCCGUUGUAUCAACGGGUCCUUCGCGGGAUGACAAAGAGCUAACAUUUGGUACCACUAGUUGUAGUUGUAUAUCAUUACUGUUAAGAUCAUGUAAGUGCCUCGGAUUUAUGGGGUGGUCAUGUAUAAUUUGCAGACUCGAUUCCGAGACUAGGUAUGUGAGUCGUGUUAGACAGACUGAACCAGGGCAGAGACUCCGCUCGCUGACGCCCUCGGGUGUUCCGGUCCCACACAUCUGUUGCAACGUUUACAUUAUUUAUUACGUGGUUUAUAUUACACACAGCUGCAAUAAUCUCUUUGAUUACCAAAUGUACGAAAUCAUGGUUAAAAUUAAUUUCGCGAUGUCUAUAAAGGCGUAUAUGUAUAGUUGUAUGUCUUCCUAUGUAAGUUCCAUCACAUAAGAACAAGUUAGCGUAACGUGUCGGAAUAAUGUAACAAUGUGAACGGUAUUAGGGUAUACAAACAUCACCUAUAUCCGGCCACAUCUAUAUAAAUUAGAUAAUGUAUUGAAAUUAUCGCGAUAGGGGCUCUAAAUUGAAUCUAAAUUUGGGCAUAGUCAUUAUUAUACAUAGUUAUCUGAUGAGUAACAAGUAGCGGGUGUUUUAUAUGAUACGAGUCGUAGUGGAUAUUACAUAAUGUAAUUCAUUCACUAAUUUUUACAGGGUUGAAAACCUUGUCGUUUUACAGGAAUUUAUAAUAUUCAUUCCAUGUUCGACAUUCCAUCAUCAGCGGAACUAGUGACGUGGCCGGGGCCGCUGGCCAGCCCGACAGCUCCACACUGCUCGGUAGAGAGCUGGUUGGUGGCUGGCCGGCUGGGCAGCGGCUCGCGGCGCGCUUGCGAUUGUUUCGUUGCGUUCGGCUUUAGAUGUCCCAUUGAGAUCGCUUGUGUGGCACAAUUUUACACUUAAAACUUAGUUAGGAGUUAAUAAAUUAUAAAUAGUAGGGUACCGUUGCGUUAAGUAAAUAUGAAGCGGUGUUGACAUGGCACGCGACACGCGACCCGCCGCGUCACGCCGCGCACACCUUGUUUUGAUACCACAUUGUACAAAGUGUAGAUGUCACGUCGGUGGUACGGUCCAUCUCAUGGACUACUUAGACUUACUUCACUUAGGGAGCUUGUUGUACGUUCAUAUUUGGGCUUUUGAUGAUAGAUUCACGUUAAACUUUACGAUUUUUUAAGUUUUUUGAAAUCAUAUAGACAUAGGAAAUGUUUUUGGAAUUAUCUAAACAGCUUUAUAAAGCUUAAUUAUGCUUCGAUUGAAUAAUUAUAUUGUUUAUUAGUUUAUCAAUAUAAAACUUCUACCUACUCUGCAUGAUCAAUGUAUGUACUAUGUAACAAUUGAAUAAUUUUGCUAAUUACAGUCCUUGUUUUUAUUUAUUCUGCUUUUGUAUGUUUACAUCGAUUAUUUUUAUUGCUUUUUAUUAUGAUUUGAGUUGUACUCACGGGUGUGUGAAAAGGGUUGGCUAUUAAGUGCUUUUUAAAACAAUUAAUUAAGGAAAAAUGUAAAUAUUUUUUGCAUUAAUAUAGUGUACAUGUAUGUUUAUCCAUGUACAUAAUGGUUCAUAAUGUAAAAAUGUUCAAGUGCUAUUUGUGUAUGGGUGUUAUGUAUGACACUAACAUGAAGAUUGCCUAUUUGUUAUGUUGAUUUAAAGUUCGAAUUGAAGUUUCUUUUUAAAGCCAUUAUAAAAUAUUAAAAUAAUGAAAUGCAUACAAUACAUUUAUAGUAAACGGAAAAUCCUAUUUAGUACAUAAGUAUCCAAAGACGUGAAGCGACUGGUUCGCCUAGAGUAACUAACAUUCCUUUUUGUUUCGACAUUACCAGUUCCGGGGCAUGUUUUGUUGUUCCGUGGUAACGUAGGUUAGAGAUGUCCCAAGUUAGGCUGUUCACUAACAACGAAUGUGUCUAGUGUAUUACCUUUAAGUGGACUCCCAACUCACCAUCCCCAAUGUUUAGAAACUUGUACAGCCAUACGUAUUGACGUAACCACAGUUGUUAUCAGACACAUUAACUCAACUUAUUAUUAUUAUCAAGAGUUUGUUUGUUCUAUGAUGAUGUAUUCUAUUUUCAAUGUUCAUAAUUAUAUAAUGGAACAGUUCAAUAAAUUAGGGCACGGAUUUUAUCAAAUUAUUUACUUACGUAUUUAAUGGAUCAAUAAGCAUAAUUCAUUUGUUGUAUUAAAUAUAAAUUGCACAUAGGAAAAUGAGGUUGUAUUCAGGAUUAAUAAAAUAACCAAAAACGGACGACAAAUAAUAAUUUGUGUGUAUAUUAUUUAAGAUCAAUAAUAAAUAUGAAUAUCAAUAUUAUGAUUGUACAGUACAGUUGGUUCAAUAUUUCUUAGAGUAUUCCUGUCAGUUGUAUAUUGUUGAUUUUACGCGUUCACUUGUAAGUGACGUUGGGAUAUCUGUCACGAUAAAUUUCAUUGUAUCAUAUAACUUGUACAAUAUAAAUAUAUAGAUCCACAAUUAUAAAAGAGAUUAAAAUAUUUGCAAAAGUUAA